This is a messenger RNA of Hemiscyllium ocellatum (epaulette shark), 1692 nucleotides long. RefSeq lists its product as uncharacterized. Bases 1 to 1692 code for a protein of 563 amino acids. The record is from RefSeq and is a predicted model, not a curated record. Lineage: Eukaryota; Metazoa; Chordata; Chondrichthyes; Orectolobiformes; Hemiscylliidae. The transcript is spliced from 2 exons.
AUGGAGCCCCCACUCCACACUGAACCACAGCCCCUGCCCCACACUGAACCACAGCCCCCACUCCACACUGAACCACAGCCCCUGCCCCACACUAAACCACAGCCCCUACUCCACACCGAACCACAGUCCCCAUUCCACACUGAGCCACAGCCCCUGCCCCACACUGAGCCACAGCCCCUACCCCACACUGAACUACAGCCCCUGCCCCACACUGAGCUACAGCCCCUGCUCCACACUGAGCCACAGCCCCCAGUCUACACUAAACCACAGUCCCCACUCCACACUGAGCCACAGCCCCUGCCCCACACUGAACCACAGCCCCUGCCCCACACUGAACCACAGCCCCUGCCCCACACUGAACCACAGCCCCUGCCCCACACUGAGCCACAGCCCCUGCCCCACACUGAACCACAGCCCCUGCCCCACACUGAGCCACAGCCCCUGCCACACACUGAACUACAGCCCCUGCUCCACACAGAGCCACAGCCCCUGCCCCACACUGAACUACAGCCCCUGCCCCACACUGAACCACAGCCCCUGCCCCACACUGAACUACAGCCCCUGCCCCACACUGAACUACAGCCCCUGCCCCACACUGAACCACAGCCCCCAGUCUACACUAAACCACAGUCCCCACUCCACACAGAGCCACAGCCCCUGCCCCACACUGAACCACAGCCCCUGCCCCACACUGAACUACAGCCCCUGCCCCACACUGAACCACAGCCCCUGCCCCACACUGAACCACAGCCCCUGCUCCACACUGAACUACAGCCCCCACCCCACACUGAACUACAGCCCCUACCCCACACUGAACUACAGCCCCCAGUCUACACUAAACCACAGUCCCCACUCCACACAGAGCCACAGCCCCUGCCCCACACUGAACUACAGCCCCUGCUCCACAUUGAACCACAGCCCCUGCCCCACACUGAACUACAGCCCCUGCUCCACAUUGAACCACAGCCCCUGCCCCACACUGAACCACAGCCCCUGCCCCACACUGAACUACAGCCCCUGCUCCACACAGAGCCACAGCCCCUGCCCCACACUGAACUACAGCCCCUGCCCCACACUGAGCCACAGCCCCUGCUCCACACUGAACUACAGCCCCUGCUCCACAUUGAACCACAGCCCCUGCCCCACACUGAACCACAGCCCCUGCCCCACACUGAACUACAGCCCCUGCUCCACAUUGAACCACAGCCCCUGCCCCACACUGAACCACAGCCCCUGCCCCACACUGAACUACAGCCCCUGCCCCACACUGAGCCACAGCCCCUGCCCCACACUGAACCACAGCCCCUGCCCCACACUGAACUACAGCCCCUGCUCCACACAGAGCCACAGCCCCUGCCCCACACUGAACCACAGCCCCUGCCCCACACUGAACCACAGCCCCUGCUCCACACUGAACCACAGCCCCUGCCCCACACUGAACUACAGCCCCUGCUCCACACAGAGCCGCAGCCUCUGCUCCACACUGAACCACAGCCCCUACUCCACACUGAACCACAGCCCCUACUCCACACUGAACCACAGCCCCUACUCCACACUGAACCACAGCCCCUGCCCCACACUGAACUACAGCCUCUGCUCCACACUGGUAGCCCUCCCACCUCCGUCCUUUGGCAUCCUUUGCCCAUUUCAGAGGCUGGAAGUCGGAGACUGGGGCUGUGUCUCCGAGGCUGA